Molecule: messenger RNA, 4498 nt
Organism: Xyrauchen texanus (razorback sucker)
Lineage: Eukaryota; Metazoa; Chordata; Actinopteri; Cypriniformes; Catostomidae
Product: SH3 domain-binding protein 5-like
Exons: 9
Coding region: 300-1616 (438 amino acids)
Biological process (GO): negative regulation of protein tyrosine kinase activity; intracellular signal transduction
Cellular component (GO): cytoplasm
Molecular function (GO): protein kinase inhibitor activity
Source: RefSeq, a predicted model, not a curated record
CACAGCUCCAUCUCAGGACUCCACCGGUCUGUAUUUCUAGAAAAUUUUUGGGAUCUACGGGAAAUGUCUAUCUGUCACGGAAAACCGCGUUAUUUUCUUUUAAUCGCCGAUUUUAUGAAAUGAUGGAGUGACCGGCAGAUUGUGGACGGAGGUUCGGAUAAUCUGAACCCGUUAUAUCCGGAGAGAGAGAGAGAGAGAGAGAGAGAGAGAGAGAGAGAGAGAGAGAGAGAGACGCUUUGUUCGGCCAAUAAAGAACAUUAAAAAAAAUUAUUAAAAACCGAUACACGUUUACUAUCAAAAUGAACAACACAGAGAAGGAAAACAGACCAGAUGAAGACUCAGAGUCUCUAGAGGAAGAGGAUGUUGACCCGAGGAUUCAGGGUGAGCUGGAGAAACUGAACCAGUCUACAGAUAACAUCAACAGAUGGGAGACAGAACUGGAGGACUCCCGGCAGAAGUUUCGCGCUGUCUUAAUGGAGGCAACCGUCAAGUUGGACGAACAGGUGAAGAAGAUCGGCAAAGCUGUAGAAGACUCAAAACCAUACUGGGAGGCCAGACGGGCGGCACGCCAGGCUCAGGUGGAUGCACAGAGAGCCACGCAGGAGUACCAGAGGUCCAUUGAGAUCCUCCGGGCAGCGAAGGAAACCAUUGCGUUGGCUGAAGAACGUCUGCUGGAGGAGGACAGCAGACAGUUUGACUCGGCCUGGCAAGAGAUGCUCAACCAUGCCACCCAGAGGGUGAUGGAGGCGGAGCAAAGCAGAACACACAGUGAAAUCGAUCACAGGGAAACAGCGGCCAAAUACAACGGCGCCAUCAGCCACAUGAGACAACUGGAGAAAAAGCUCAAACGAACUAUUAACAAGUCCAGGCCAUACUUUGAAUUGAAGGCAAAAUAUUAUCUACAACUGGAGGAACUGAAAAGACGGGUGGACGAGCAUCAGACUAAACUCGCCCAAGCCAAAGCCGAGUACCGGACGGCCCUGCGGAACCUGGAGACCAUCUCAGAUGAGAUCCACGCUCGCCGGCGACACUCUUCAAUGGGGCCCCGGGGCCGAGGGGUGGGGGCCGAAGAUGACGGGGCCGCUACGGAUGAUAUCACCAACUUCAAAAUGGAGUCUGAUGGCAUAUCCAUGAUGUCCGUGAACCUCGAAGAGGACAGUUGCAACGGCACUUCAGAGGAUGACCCGGAGACACAGUCCAUCUGCAGUAUGAGCUCCACCUCUGCUCCUCUCAGCCUGUCCUGCCCAUGCCCCUCCUCUUCUGUCCCGUACCCUUCAUCCGCCUCCUCUCCUCCUCUCCCUGUCGACACUGAUCUGUUGCAGCUGCCGGGCUCCGAGUCUCUGGAGGGGUUUGUGCGGGUGUCCCCCGUGCUCGGGCCUCGCAGCGAGUGCAGCGGGGCAUCGUCACCCGACUGUGAACAGGAAAGAGGUGAAAGGGCAGAGGGUGCUGAAGUUAAACCUGACAGCACAAACAGCAUCAGCGUUCAGAAAAGCUUGCACCUGGUGAAGAGUCUGCGCGGCUUAUCGAUUCAAACUGCAGACGACAACGAAACGGACACGCCCCCUUUCACUGUGACCUCAAACACACCAGCACUGCUGCUCCUAAACAGCGUUUAAACUCAAGAACAUGCACCUGUUCAAACCCAAAGCAUCAGCGCAGGGUCAUGUAUUCAAGACCGUGUCUAAAGGAACCAUUGUGGAAACAUUACCUGAUGAUUUAUAUGAACUAAUAUCAUCGCAGUGUUAUGGAGAUCGUUUCAUCUCAGACUGGUUUUAACCCAGAAAACCGUGAAAAAGUGUUCAUGUUUUCUCACCUGUGUGUGUCGUGAGUGGAUAGCUCUCUUUUUUCGGUCUUCUGUCGGAUUAAAGGGAUAGUUCACCCAAAAAUGAAAAUUCAGUCAUUAUUUACUCACCCCUGUGUUGUUAUAACCCUAUAUGACUUUCUUUCUUUUUCUUAACACAAAUUGUGAUGUCAUACAAUGGCAGUUUAUGGUGACCACCUCUUUAAGCUUCAAAAGGACACAAAAGUAUAAUUCAGAAGUCUAAUUAAUUAUUCAUGAGACUCAUGAUUGUUAUGAAAUCAUAGGAUAAGAUUUAAUGCGAAACUGAAAUCUAAUGUAUUAUUUAGUGAAAAUGUUCAAUGAAAUAAUUUUUUUUUUAAACAGAUGUAAAAGGAUAUAAACGGGCGAGGAGGAGGCGAGAACCGGCUUGGCAAUAUAAAUAAUACUUUAAUGAGAACAUUAAACAAACGACACACAUAUGACGGUCAGCUGACCGUAAAGGAUCUCUCUCUCGUUGCACCACCUUCCGCAGUCGGCCUUUAUCCCUCUCGGAGGCUUGAUUACCCUGAUAAGGGACCGGGUGUGUAUAAUCACGACCUGACCCCGCCCUCCGCCCUGCCACACUCCUCCCUCGUUCUCUCAGGCAGGGGAGCCCCGGCAUGACGUAACCCCCCCUUCCCUGGGGAGGGGCGUGCCUUUCGCCCCGUCUGCCGGCAGGUCAUCCCCGUCUACCUGGAUGAGGGAGGGGACAAGGGGAGGGAAACAGAAAUAAUUAAAAUAGGGGGGUACUUCCUGUAACAGUGUAGUACCCCCCCAAAAAACACUGUAAAAUUUAAAAGAGAGGGAAAAGGCCAACGCGGAUCGGCAGUGAGAGAGAGAGAGAGAUAGAUGCAGAAAAAAAAAAAACGCUUCCUCGCCAGUUCUCCGUUACGCUGUAGCUUGGUCCUCGGCCACUCCUCCAUCCGCUAAUGGACGACAGUCAUGCCUCCCCAGGCGGAUCGGAGGCAGUCCUCCAGCCCCUGGCGGACGGAACUCCCCGCCGCGUUCUCGGGGAACAGAAGGGGUCUCUCCCUGCCCCUAGCAGCGGCCCUAACCGCACCAGGCGGUCGGUUAGGAGCCCCUUCUCCCCCCGCAGUUGGCGGUUGCUCCAUUAGGGUGGACGGUAGUAGUGAGAACUCCACUACAGCAUAUCCCUCCUCCUUCCCAGGUUUUGGCACCAACACAAACACACACAUGACGGUCAGCUGACCAUAAACGAUCUCUCUCUCGUCGCACCACCUUCCACAGUCGGCCUUUAUCCCUCUCUGAGGCUUGAUUAGCCUGAUAAAGGAUCGGUUGUGUAUAAUCACGACCCGGCCCCGCCCUCCGCCCUGUCACAAAAUAGUACUUGGAAAUCUACAGGCAGCCACAGUCACACGGAGUCCUAACCUGAUGGUAAACGACCCAUGAUAGUAACUCUGUCUGCUGUGAACUGGCACGGAUUCAAAAAAAUAAGGCUGGGCAUAGAAAUGCAUCAAUUCUUCAACUACAAACUCUUCAGACAUGUUCAGCAAGUUCUGUUCUCUGUUUUGGGUGCAGUUGUGUUGUGUUCUGUCGUCACUAUCGCUGUGGAGGACCUAUUAGAUAAACAAAAUGAGUUUUUGCUUGAACGCCCCAAUGUACUAAAUAAUACAUUCGAUUUUGGUUUGUUUGUCACCAAAUCUUAUGGUAUGCUUUCAUAACAAUCAUGAGUCUCAUGGAAUAAUUUAUUAGACCUCUGAAUUAUACUUUAUUGAUCUUUUGAAGCUUGAAGAGGUGGUCACCAUAAACUGACAUUGUAUGACAUCACAGAGCACAAUUGUUUCAUUUUUGGGUGAACUAUCCCUUUAAGGCUGCAUCUCACUAGCCGACAAUGUGAAUGUGAUAUCUCAGUGGAAAUUGCGAUUUAUAUUUUGCUUGCAAAUAAAUGCAAAACGUCCGAAAAAGCAACUUUUGAAUUACGAUCAAUGGAGAAAGAUGCUUUUUGGAACCAGUUACGGCAUUUUUCAGGAGGGGCUAACUGUCUAACCGUGACCACUGAAAACUGAAAAAUCGGCAAGUGGGACGCCAGAAUUAGCAGAAUAUAUCUGUACACUUUUUUUCACUCUGUCCGUGUUGUGUGAUGAUGUUCCUCUUGUCUCAAAUGUACUCUGAUCUCAUGCGUGAAUUACGUGAUUGUGGCGAAAUUUUGGCAAAAACUAUAUUAUGUGGCUCAGCACACCUACCGCUGCAGCUCUGCGGUGAAAUGUCCACUGUGUGGCGCUAAAAGCAAGUUAAGCGUUCUCCCAAACAAAUGAGGUUUUUAGAGUUAAUGCUUCAUCGAGUUUUAAAAGAGCAAAACCGACCUCCCUACCCUAAACCUAAACCUAAACCUAACUGAUACUGUCAGAAAAAGCAAAUGUGAGAUGAAAAACUAUUGCUUGUUGUUGUAGCGCUUCUAGUGUUCAUUUCACCAGGAAACUGCCGUGAUAUGCACAACGAGCAACUAAAAAUAAUUUAGCAACAAUGUAGGUAUAGUUACGUGAUUCUAUGACACCACGUUGAAGUCACGCCUUGGUUUUCCACUCCAAGUUGUAACGUUACGAAGGACUUAUGAAGUUCAAAGCUAUAUAUUUAUACUCCACGUUUGUCUUAUCAUGAUGUUACUAGUGUCUUUUCACAACUCAAAGUUGUUAUUUGUGUAAUAAACAAAUGCUCAUA